This is a messenger RNA of Mobula hypostoma (lesser devil ray), 1588 nucleotides long. RefSeq lists its product as uncharacterized. The coding region runs from base 222 to 683 and encodes 153 amino acids. NCBI's taxonomy places the organism in Eukaryota, Metazoa, Chordata, Chondrichthyes, Myliobatiformes, Myliobatidae. The transcript has 3 exons. The record is from RefSeq and is a predicted model, not a curated record.
GCUGGCACUUCCUGCUCCAGUUUGGAGGCUGUGGUUGUUUGUGAGGGAGGAUAGAUUCUGUGUUGAUGUUCCAGGCAAGGCAGCCUGAGGUUCUGCUGGUUUUUGAAAUGCAGCCUGUACAGGCACGGUCUUGAAGCACCCAACCCCGAGAAAGAUUGAGGUCUGAAGUUGGUUUGUUCUUGCUGCGCCUUUGUUUUGGAAGCAGUUAACAAAGCCCCCCGAUGAGAGUGAGUUGCCUCUCCUUCCGCCAACCAUAUGCGGGUCUGAUAUUAAACAAUGUAAAGACCGUGGAGACCCGUUGGCGACCUCUGCUGGCGGAGCUACAGGGCUGCACCCUGGCUGUUCAUGUAGCAUACAAGGAUUGGGAAGGCUCGGAAUGGGAAGACAUCCUUACUCACACAGUGGGAAUGAGCCAGCACCAGAUACAAAACCUGCUGCAGGACGGAGAGAAGUUUGGCAGAGGGGCGAUUGUGGGGUUAGUCGACGUUGGAGACACCUGGCAAUGCCCGAGUGGUUCAGACCCUGAGGAGAUGAAGGAGUUGGAAAAAAGAGCUGUUCUGCAUGAGCUGGAGCUGAAAUAUCUCACCACUUUGUCCAAUCCGCGGUGGCUUCGUAAGCCAAUCCCAGCCAGGGGACACAAAGAUGUGUGGAUGGUGGAUAUCCCUAAUGAGCUGAUCCCAUGACUGCCAUUGACAUCGAGUAAAAUUAGACCGAGUUAUAAAGGAGGAACAUAACAAGUUCAAGCUUAUUGUCUUUCAUACCGCCAAACAAAACAACGUUUCUCCAGACCAAGGUGCACAAUACAGUACAUAUAACUCAGACACACAACACAUAAGGUAAUAUUUCCACAAAUAAUAUUGCGAGGCGGGGUGGAAAUGCAUCUUUACCAAAAGAGGGAUGAGAUGCUCCUUCCCGCCGCUAGCCUGCAGGUCACCCUUGGACAAGGUGUAGCACCUGCUUAGUUCCCCAAUCAGGGUCAAUGUAAAGCCAUGGGAGUAGGUGGUGGAUGGUCGUAUGAGCGGUUGGUGCAGAUCACAAGUCCUGGUUAUGUGACCACUGACUCUCCAAAGAGAAUUGAUAAUGGCUGGGGUCACCUGUCUUGUAACGACACUGCUCAGAAGAAGGCAAUGGCAAACCACUUCUGUGGAACCAUUUGCCAGGAACAGUCAUGAUCAUGAUCACCUACACAAUACGACAUGGCACAUAACAAUGACUACAAAUAAAUUCAUAAAUAAUCAUUAAAUAAUAAGAUGGAUACCAAUGUCCAGGACUGGCUUCCCCUGAAUAUAAUGCGUUUAUUUGUCUGAUUUACGUCAUGUUGCUAUUUUAUGCACUAUGUGGAAAGUAAUUGCAGAACAUAAUCAUUAAAAUCUUACUGUAUGAACUACAUAAAUUAUGUAAAAAGUUAGUUUAUUGUGCUUUUCUACUGUAUAAUAAUCAUUUGUGGUUACUGCUAAUUUUUUUCUUUCAAAAUCAGAUUUAAUAUCACUGGCAUAUGUUGUGAAAUUUGUUGUCUUUGUGACAGUAGUUCAAUGCAAUACAUAAUAAUAGAAAAAAAAACAUGAAUUUCAGUAAUUAUACAUAUAAA